Messenger RNA from Vespa crabro (European hornet), 4877 nucleotides. RefSeq lists its product as uncharacterized. NCBI's taxonomy places the organism in Eukaryota, Metazoa, Arthropoda, Insecta, Hymenoptera, Vespidae. The transcript is spliced from 9 exons. The record is from RefSeq and is a predicted model, not a curated record. The coding region runs from base 1879 to 4608 and encodes 909 amino acids.
UGAGAAAAGAGGAAGGGACAUAACGAGAGAGAGAGAGACACACACACAGAGAGCGAGUGAGAGAGAGAGAGAGAGAGAGAGAGAGCGUGAGCGAGUGAGAGAGAGAGAGAGAGGGGGGGGAGGGAAAAGGAAAUAACGCCGAUAAAGUGUAUAAAAUCUCGUACGUAGUGUUGCGUUCGUAAAGAGAAGAACUUGUUGUUAAUACGGAGAAAAGGACGCGAACGAAAAGGAAGAAGAAAAAGAUACGGAAUGAUGAUCGGUGACGGCGAUUUGUAAACGAUGUAAGAACUUAAAUGAAUCUUUCGGUGUUAAACGAUAAUCCCUCUGAUAGAUAGAUAGAUAGAUAAAGAAAGAGAGAAAGAGAGAGAGAGAGAGGGAGGGAGAGGGAUAGAGAAAAGAUUCCGCGUAAACGGAAAUGCAUCGAACGUUUUCAUAUUCCGAGCGGUGCUUCGGUUCGACGACGACGACGAUCUAGAUUACGACGACGACGACAACGACGACGACAACGACGACGACGACGACGACGACGACGACGACGACGAUAACGACGAUAACGACACAACAACGACAAAAAUACUCAUAUCCAUUUAUAUAGGUAGAUACGUACGUAUAUACCUACGUACGUAUGUAUUUAUGUAUGUACAACGAUCGACGAGGAGGUGGACGAUGAUGCUGUCGGAGAAAUGUUCUACGGCUGUUGCGUAUCGAUCGGUAUCGUCCCUUCGAAACGACGACGAUCAACUCCGUCGUCCUUUCUUAUUCGUCCAAACGAGAACGAGAACGAGAACGAAAACGUCGUGUUUUUUUUAAACGACGAUACACCCUACAAAGUAAAAAAAGAAAAAAGAAAAGAAAAGAUAAAAAAGAAAAAAAAAGAAAAACUGGAAUUGACCGAGUGAAUGAAGAAAGAACGAGAGAGAGAGAGAGAGAGAGAGAGUGUGUGUGUGUGUGUGUGUGUGUGUGUCAGAGAAAGAAAGAGAGGGAUCAGAACCCGUAUGGUAUUACUAUAUAAACAUAACAUUUGUGUGUCUCUCGUUCUUCUUCUAUCGUCUCUCGUGUCGCUUUCUAACUUAGUCAGAAAUCCAUCGAAUUUAAUUCAUUACGAAUGACGUAGUGAAUAUCAUAAGUAAAAUGUCGUUAUCAUUCUUAUUGUUGUUCUAAUAAUAAUAGUAAUAUUAGUAAAUAAUCAUUUCAAGUGUUUUUGAUAAUCGAAGAGUAAUUAAAAUAAGAGGAUAAAAAUAUUUAUGAUGGUAAAUAAAUUAAGAAAAGGAGUGAAAUUAGCGAAUUAGAUGGAGUUCGAAAAAAGGGUCAACCAAGUGAAAACAAUUAAAUUGUUGAAAUAUAAUGCGGUGCGCGUUGAAGGACGUGUUUUAAAGAUUUAACAAAAAGAAAAAAAAAAAAAAAGAAAAAACAUAGGAAGAAAAAAGAUAAAGAAAGAAAGAAAGGAAGGAAGGAAGGAAGGAAGGAAGAAAGGAAGGAAGAACAACGAAGGAUAAAAGAAAAGAAAAGGGAAGAAAAUUUAAUAUCUAAAGUGUUAAAUAGAGAAAGUGGAACGGGACAAAAGUGGGGAGACAAAAGAGGAUUCGGCAUGUUCUUUGCCGGUGUCAAAAGUUGGCUCGAAACAUUGGGCGGGGUGGUGGUGGUGGAGGAAAAGGAGGAAGAGAAAAAAAAGGAAGAAGAGGUGGUGAAAGAAGAGGAGAAGGAGAAGGAGGAGGAGGUGGAGGAGGAGGAGGUGGAGAAGGAGGAAAGAGCGAGGGAAGAGGUGAAUGUGAAGGUGGUUAAAAAGAUUGUGCUAGUGUUGAACGAGGAGUUGGAGGUGGUGCUGAAGGAGAAAAAGAAGGAAGAGGAGGAGGAGGAGGUGGAGGAGGAGGAGGAGGUAUGGAAGCUGAAACCGGUCGAGCGUCAUCUCAUCACCAGGGGCUGCAGCUCACCCUGCCAUCCCCGGGAAUCUCCGGAUUGGACGUCGUGAGAGCUCUGCACCAGACGGUUAUAUCACUGCGAUCAGCGUUGGAUUCAUCGCGCGAAGAACUUCGUCGAUUGAAGGAAAGUGUCGGUGAAUUUUCCGAAGAGAAAUACGUCGAGGUUGUUGAAAGAUUGGCCCUGGAGAAUCACGUCUUAAGGCGUAGGAUCCUUAGCCGUAGUACCGACUUUUCCAAUGAUGCUGCUACGAGUCCGCAACCGACGUCGCCGUCUUCGCCGCCGCUGCUGCUGUCGCACCAGUCUCGUUUCGUUCCACUUCAAGUAGAAGGAGACCCUACCAAGCCAUCAUCAUCGUCAGUGAACACGGCUAGCGCCACGAUGGAAGCGUCAGGGAAUAAAGUUGUCGUCGAGGAGACGACAGAGACGAUCAGAACAAGUGGGAGCCGGCGAAGUACUGGUGGCUCGAGUCCGGAAACUCAAGCUCGUGGUACAUCGGUGAUACGCCGUGUUCGACGUGAAUUUCCGUCAUUGUCUACGGAGACAUCGGUCGAACAAGAAGAAAACGAAAAAGACCGACAACAGCAACAGCAUAUCUCAGGAGAUGGUACACAGUUUAGAUAUAUUCCGAAUCAGGAUGAUUCCGUUACCAGUGCUAUAGUAUCAGUGCUGUCUAAAGAAAGUAAAGAGGACAUUCGCGAGGACAUCCAGGAUGAUGUCCAGGACGAUAACGAGGGUUCAGUCGUUAUAGAUCGUCUUGAUAUACCAGAAAAAGAUAGUGAAGAUUUGAGUCUUAGGUCUGUUUCCGACGGUGAUAAUUCUGUAUUCAGUGACAAUCCUGAACCUCAAUCGCCGCCUCAGCAAAGACCUAUACAACAGCAAGUUCAACAACAGCAACAUCAAAAUCAGCAACAACAGCAACAGCAUAGACAACAGAGUCAGUCGGGUGAACAAGGGAAAUUAAAUGAUCAAUCUGAAAAUGAUUCGGAGGAGCUCGAUGAUAUAGAGCUGAUAUUUACGACCGAUGAUACCUGUAGGGAUCUAGGUCUUCAAGAGGAUCUCGUUUCCAUCACGGAAACCGAUGCCUGGCAACAACCAAGUCCCGCUGGGCAACCGGUCCUCCUAAAAUAUACCAAAUCCGCUGAUGGGGAAUCUCUUGUUUGCAACGGCGAUAAGACAAGUUCCGUUGAAGAAGCAGUCUCAUCUCAAAGUUCAAGUAUCGAUCGCGAAGAAAGCGUCGAUCGAUUCGACGAGAGUUCCAAUACUAGGUUGAACAAGAUGUGGUCUCAAUGUUCUGUACUCGUAGAAACUGAUAUUAGCAAGUGUGGUGUACUAGAGGAACCUGAACAUUCCACUAGGCAUGCAACUAGGAGAAACACUUUGGCCGCACCCCCGACGGCUUACAGGCCAAUAAUACAUCGAGAAGCUUUGGCUGGUAACCGAAGAAAAAGUUCAGCACCUCUUCGUCCUGUAAUGGAUCGGAGUAGUGGUGCCAAACGUGAGUCAGGAGCACAAACCGACAUUUCGGCCCUCCCGGCACAAUGGCGUUCGGAAAGCUAUCUUGCACACAAAGUGGCUCACACGUUUACAACGCUUCCAAGUAAAUUCGCUUUACCGGCUGGUGUACCCGGAAGGCUCAGGUUGUCUGACAAGACACGCGAGGCAAGACGAGUGUUACUCUCGGACAUCAGUUUCACCAGCAUGGUUCCAGAAUUGUCAAGAAGUGCUGAUCAUCUCUGUCACGAUCCGCAUGCACAGACUUGCUUAGGAUCUCGUGGCUGUGGACACCGUACACCGGAAGUAAAUCGUCGGGAAUCCUUAGGAUCACCAGCAGGCUAUUGGCCUCGUUGUAAUCCAGGAACGGCUUUACCAAGUCCUUGCGAUUGUCGUCUGUCGGCCGAUCUUUAUUCCUCAAGAUAUCGAGGUUCCUUGAGUUCGAUACCAUCGCCAGGAUUAGAAGUCGUGAGUGGUCCACCAAGGAGACACUCUUGGAGAGCAACAGCAGCUUCUUUCGAUACAUGGAGAGUUCCUGUUGCCACUUCUACACCUAGACCGACCUGGUCCUCUAUGCCAUCUUCUCCCACUCAUGUUCACCCACCUGCUACGUCCUCGAGAUCCUCGAAGAAUAUACCAAAGAGAACACGUUCGAAAGUCACUUUUCAAGAGUGCCCAAUGACGCGUGGCAGUUUACCUAACUUGCGAUCAGAUAUAGUAGGUGCCGGUGACAAUAGCGGAGAUUCAACGGAAUCGCUGAUAGACGAGGCGGAGGAUUAUUUACGUCGCAGUAUCGAUUCGAUGCUGACUAUUUCAAGUACCAGUGCUAGUACGGAUUAUUGGAACAGACAAACAGCGGCCAGACGAAGGAGAACUCGAAGACACUCCGAACCUGAUCUUGCACGGGAGUGGAUUCCCCCUCAGGAUGCGAGACCGUACCUGCCAAAGAUACCAAGAGAUCUGAAGUUAGAUCAUCUUGUAAAAGUAAUCUCACCGGAAGGAAGAGUACUUCAAGGUCGUGUACGAUACGUUGGACCUGUUCCUGGUCGAGAAGAUUCUCACGUUGGUGUUGAAUUACCGAACGUUAAUGGUUCAUCCGAUGGAACUUUUCAUGGUAGAAGAUUUUUCGAUUGUGAACCUGACCGUGCGAUCUUCGUGCCGUUCAAAAAGGUCGUUUUGGCUUGGUGCACUGCCUGACCCGAUGCAUCCACUUCCAAAGUAACGCCGAGAAUUUUACUCUCACAAUAUACUAUGUAAAUGUGGAUACGGCGGUAUGUAUGUAUAGCACACAUAAGUUUCGCUAUAACUUUUAUAGUACGUUUGCUGUGGGUAUCGUCUCUCUGAAGUUAAUACAUUUCUUCCAACGAUUUUCGUAAGUGACAAAAGAAAAAUAUUACUUAAUUCUUUUUCUUUUUUUUUUUCUUUUUUUUUUGUCAUGUUCAUACGAAGAAAAAAGAAAAAGAAAA